UGAUUCACAAAUGCACGAAACCUGUUCACUGAAAUGCUUCAUUAAGAUCUCACAAUUGUCGGUGUUUUUAUUGGGUUCUUGUGCACAUGAGAGAGAGAGAGAGAGAAUUAGAGUUGAGAAAAUGUUUGUCCUGUUUUUCCUGAAAUAGGGUUCACACUGUGAGUGCAAGGAGUUGUUUUACCAUAUUAGAAGGCCAUCAUGUUUGCAACUGCGAUUAGGUAUAUUGGAAGGAAACCAAAGCCAAAGAUGAAACCAAUAGAACUCAAAACGCCACCAGAGCAAACACAAACCAUCACUAGAGCUAUUUUUGAUAUCGUGAAGGAUCAUGGUCCUCUCACUAUCGCAGACACGUGGGAACGCUUGCAGGAAGUUGGUGGACUGUCGAGCAAAAGGCAGAUGAAAAUAGUAUUGAGAUGGAUGAGAGAGAGGCAGAAGAUUAGGCAAAUUUGCAACCAUGUAGGGCCCAACAAGCAAUUUCUGUAUACAACUUGGUUCACAAAACCCAAUAUCAAGCACCCAAGGCCGGGAAAUUUUUCUUCUCAACCAAAGCUUCCAUGAACUUCAUGGUUACUGCUGGCUGUGAAGUUAAUCUGAUUCCUACCUGAUUCUUUCACUGGAUAUUGCUGUAUAUUUUCUCUCUUCUAAAUUUUAACGUUUGGAUAGAAUUUGAACUAAAGGUGUUAAGGUUCCAAAGAAAUUGGAAAGUCUUGAGUUUGCAGCCAAGGGAAACUUCAUUUGAUUGUAGGCCUUCUGGCCCUGGUUUUUCUCAUUGAAAUCCUUUCUAAUUGGUGUCCAAAAAAAA
Molecule: messenger RNA, 802 nt
Organism: Camellia sinensis
Lineage: Eukaryota; Viridiplantae; Streptophyta; Magnoliopsida; Ericales; Theaceae
Source: RefSeq, a predicted model, not a curated record